AUGACAGAAUAUUUAUUGACACUUUCAUCAGAUUUUACAACCCUUUUAGAAAAAUCAGAUGAUUUUAACUCAGAAGAAUUUUUGGACGUGAAUGAGAAUGUAAUAUUACAACUCCUUAAAAGGGAUGAUCUCGGAGUCGAAGAAAUCGAUAUAUGGGAUUUUUUGAUAAAGUGGGGAAUAAAAAAUGCCGAUAUCCCGUACGAAAAUGAUAUAGAGAAUUGGUCAUCAGAAGAUUUUUCGGCCUUAGAAAAAACUCUGUGUAAUUUAAUUCCAUUUUUAAGAUUAUUUCAUAUAUCAUCAAAAGAUUUUUAUCAUAAAGUAUGGCCAUUUGAACAAAUUUUACCAAAAAAAUUACGAGACGAUCUUUUAUCAUUUUAUCUAACAGGCGAAGAGCCAAAUGUAGUGAUACAGGCUCCAAGAAUUUCACCAAGUAAUAUAGAUUCCGAAAUAAUUUUACCAAAACAUGCUAUAUUAAUUUCAAAUUAUAUUGUUAAAAAAAACAUUCACUCAUCAACAUUUGCAUUACCAUUAACUCCAACAUCAUCUCCAUUUAAAAACGAAGGAGAUAUUACGAAAACUACUCUGGCGCAAUUGCAGCAACAACCACAAUCAUCAGAGAUAAUUUCAAAGAUUAGUCGAGUGAGACCUUAUUUCAUUGAUGGAGCCAUUUUUGAUACUCAAUUCAAUGGUCCAUGUUUUGGUUAUGGUGACAUUUGGUUCGGCAAUAAAGCUAAACCGAGAUAUGGUUCUUGUACCAGAGUUUAUUAUGAACAUGAAAUCAGAGAUGAAGAAGGUGAAUUCUUUGUCGAGGAUAUAGAGGGUUUUCAAGUUAUAGAAAAGUAA
This is a messenger RNA of Funneliformis geosporum, 843 nucleotides long. NCBI's taxonomy places the organism in Eukaryota, Fungi, Glomeromycota, Glomeromycetes, Glomerales, Glomeraceae. The record is from the annotation of a GenBank genome assembly.